This is a messenger RNA of Acyrthosiphon pisum (pea aphid), 2106 nucleotides long. RefSeq names its product cytochrome P450 4C1-like. The transcript is spliced from 8 exons. The coding region runs from base 327 to 1859 and encodes 510 amino acids. NCBI's taxonomy places the organism in Eukaryota, Metazoa, Arthropoda, Insecta, Hemiptera, Aphididae. Gene Ontology annotation, molecular function: iron ion binding; oxidoreductase activity, acting on paired donors, with incorporation or reduction of molecular oxygen; monooxygenase activity. The record is from RefSeq and is a predicted model, not a curated record.
AAAACAAUGAAAAAUUUGCAACAGAAGCAAAAUCAUGAGUUACCCAAGUAGUAUAGCUAUAGUAUUACUAGUAUAGCCUACCUAAACGACGAGUUUCUUUUCGACUUCUAUAAUAUAAUGUCUUACUAGUUACUAAAACACAAUAUUGAAGCAGAACUCUUAAAGUGUUCAGAUAUCAGAAUAGUUCGUUGGAGCUUUUUAGUUUUAUUAGUUUUUACGUCUCCGUUUAACUUAGUUGUAAUUUUUAGGUACCGUUUAGCUAUAUUCUUAUUCGUCCAGACGUUUGUAAAUUGGUUAUAUGUUUAUAUGUUUAAUAUCGAUAAAAUAUGGAGUAUCUAAUUUUUACGAUGCUUUCUUCUAUACUAGUAAUAACUAUAGUGAUAUUAAUACUUAAAGGCAGAAAGAAUAGAAUAUUAGCGAAUCGAAUACCUGGACCAAAUGGAUGGUUUCUUGUUGGUAUGUUACCACUGUUCUUACAAGGACCAGAAAAAUUAAUCAAAAAUAUAUUAAGAGAAUACCGAAUAUAUGAGAAACAUAUAGUUAAAUUCUGGCUUUUUAAUAAUUUAUAUAUUGUACUUACGAGACAUCAAGAUAUAGAAUUAGUUCUUGGGAAUCCAAAAUUUUUAAGAAAAUCCAAGGAUUAUAUGGUUUUACAAGAGUCUAUCAUGGGACAAGGAAUAUUUUCCAUUGACGAUAUUGAAAAAUGGAAAAAUAACAGAAAAAUGGUAAUGAAAGGUUUUAAUUUCACACCUACAAAAUCAUUUAUACCAAUUUUUUACCAAGAAGCAAACGUGCUUGCCGAAAUACUUCAAGAAAAGUGUGUCCUGAAAUCAAAUGAAUGUAAUAUUAGUGGUCCUGUUAGUAUGGCCACAAUGGAAAUGAUCGGAAAAACAGCUUUAGGUGUAACAUUUAAUGCUCAAACAGGAGGCUGCAAUCAAUUUGUUGAACAUUUACAAACUGCAAUGCAUGCAUGGGAGUAUAGAGUCACACAUCCAUGGUACUUAAACAACACAUUAUUCCGAUUUUCAUCAGUGAAACGUGAACACGAUCGAAGUCAAAAAAUCAUAAACAAAUUGACAGAUGAAAUUAUAAAACAAAAAAUCAUUGAAUUAUCCCAAAAUAUAAAUAACAGUGAGAAAAAAAUAGAAAGUGAUAAUGAAGAGUGUUGCCAAAAAUCAAAAACCGUUUUAGAAAUUCUUUUAGGAAGCUCUCAUAAAAUGGACCAUGAACAAAUACGAGACGAAAUUGUAACAGUUAUGAUUGGAGGACAAGAAACAACUGCUAUGGCGAUCACUUGUACUAUUUUCAUGUUAGCUCAUCAUCAGGACGUACAAAACAAGGUAUUUGAGGAGUUACAAUCGAUAUUUGUGAAUGGAGAUCGUAAUGUACCACCUACUUAUAAAGAUUUUCAACAAAUGAAAUACGUCGAAAUGGUAAUCAAAGAGACAUUGCGACUUUUCCCUCCGUUGCCAUUUCUUGGCAGAAGAUUAGAUGAAGAUAUGAAAAUAGGAGAAUAUAUGUGUCCAGCUGGUGCUGCGUUAAUUAUUUGCCCAAUAUUUGUACAAUCAAGUCCAUUGUAUUACACCGAUUCAGAAAAGUUUAACCCGGACAACUUCUUGCCCGACGCUUGUGGUAGUCGACAUUCGUAUGCAUACAUUCCAUUCGGUGCGGGGCUCAGAAACUGUAUCGGAAUCAAAUAUGCUAUGCUUCAAAUAAAAACUGUUAUUUCCACACUAGUGAGAAAAAUAAAAUUUUCCCCGUCUGAAAGAUGUCCUACACCAGAAGACUUAAGAUUAAUGUUUUUAAUGACACUUAAAUUAGUUGAUGGUUGUUACAUCAAAAUGGAACCACGGACGUGACUUUAGAGAAUAGAGAACAUUCAUUAAAUCAGUUUACCAGUCCAAAUGAACAGUUUAAUAUGAAUACUCUAUAUAGAACUAAAAUAGGUACUAUUAUAACCAUCAUACUGCUGAAUAAAAACCAUUAUCAUAUUUCCGAAUACUAGAUAAACAAUAUCUCAGUAUGAUGUAGAUGUUAAGAAAUAAGAAUAUCUACAUAUUAUAAUAUUUAACGAUUUAAUUUAUUCAAAUUUUAUUCUAAACUGUU